AUGAAAGAUAAAUAUCGAGAAAAAUGGCAUAUGGCAAAAAAACAGCGCAGUGCUAGGCUGGUGAAUUUAGCUCUUAAUCAAAUAGAUACAGAUAGCAGCUCCCUGAACACUUCAAAUAGAUCCACUGACCAAAAUUGGACCAGGAUACGAGCAAAGGUAUUAUCAACACAUUUUGAAUGUGAGACUCAUACAGAAUCUUGCAAUGCAUUAGACCAUGCAGAAUCUAUAAUUGACAAUAUUCAGCAUUCAAAAAGGGAUGUCACUUCGCCUCAUUUAAAAAAAAACUGGAAUUGUCCAUUCCUAUUUUCCAUGAAUCUACUGUAA
Molecule: messenger RNA, 324 nt
Organism: Parnassius apollo (apollo)
Lineage: Eukaryota; Metazoa; Arthropoda; Insecta; Lepidoptera; Papilionidae
Source: the annotation of a GenBank genome assembly